CGCAUAUUGCGACACCGUUAUGAUUGUGCUGGCCCUUAUAGUGUCCCUUUGAGCUUUUGUAUUUACGUUGUGCGUUUACAUCCAUUUUAAGCGGCUCUAUUUGCAAAUUAAAGCUGAGCUGCGUGUGACCGCGCGGUGGCGGUGGGGGAUGGGCGCUCGGCUUCCUCGAGUUGUGCACGCGCGGUGGACAACAACUAGCUUUUCUUUAACGGACUAGUUAGCUGUCGUUGCUAUGGAAGCGCUAAACGUACAAUUGCUUUUUUUUGUCGUCGAGUCGGAGCGUUUCGCCAACAUUUGUGCACGAUGUGUAAGAACCGUGUGCGAAUAGCCAAAUUAAAUGUAAUUGAGCUUCCGGCGAAGAGUUAGCACUUGUUGCUAUGAAUAAAUGAUCAUAUUGCAAUUUUUAAAAGCAACAAUUUAGUUACAUGUGGUAUUGUAUCUCUGCCCACAUGUAUGGGUGUCCUUUGCAAAGACGGGCGUCUUGUGAGCUUGUUUUAUUUUUAAUAAGAACCUGUAAUAGUUAUCACAGAGUUAAACAUAGUUUGUUAUCCCGUCUCUAUGGUGUCAUAAAUAGGCCUCAAGAGCAACACGCCCCAAUAUCUUUGCAGUUUAUAUUUGUAGUUAUAAAAAUACAUUGGAUACGUGAUGAGAACAAUUUUUUUUACCCAAAAUAGCUCAGUGUGAAAAUAAGUAAAAGUAGGUUCGCCGUUUGGUGGCGCUAGAUUGCCUGUAACUAGGGAGCCUAGCUAGGGGGAAUUAGCAAGCUUUGGCUGGGUAUGAAAUAGCUUUUUAAAGUCUCAUGAAAGGAACAUUUCAUUAAGAAAAGGAAAUGAUGACUGAACGAUCAUUUUAGAUAAACCUUCAAGUGACAGCCAUUUUGUAGUUUGGUCAAAAUCCACAAUUUACAUUAUCAAGUGCUUUCGUACAAUCCCAUGGUCCACUGGAAUAAUGAGUUUAUGACCAAUUUACACUUUACUACAAUUCCUCUUUAGGUGCACAUGGUGUCCAAAUACUUGUUUUAUUUUAGUGAAUAUGUAGGUAAUUAUCAAAGGUAAAUUUGGGCAGAGUCUGUGUCUUUGAGUUCCUAUUAUGAAGCUCGUCUCCUAUUACAAAAAACAUGGCUUCUACUGACAAGGUUUAAGAUUGUUUUAAUAAAAACUUUGUUCAUUUCUUAAACUCCUGGUUUUUAAACAAUGACCAUGGGCUGACACUGUCAAAUUUUAUGUGCACAAUGCCAUUUUGUUGGGGUCUUUCUUCUGAGCAAAGCCUAAUUCAUCAAAAUGAUUAGCAACAAAACAGUAUGAUCAUAUGUAAUAUAGUUUCCUAGAUUUGAUUUUGAAGAAGAGUGCAAACAUUGGUAAUCAUUGCUCAUAUGUGGCGAUAUAGCAUAAAUAUAUACAACUGUAUUUGUAAGGUCUUUUGUCCCAGUGUUGUGAACCCUGAUUAUUGCUGCUUGCAGCUAUAUUUAUACAAAUUAGUAUGUUAUUCUGCGAUCACUUGUAAUACAUUGUAAUUGAUUUAGAUACGUUUAGUGGAAUUUAGUUUGCGAUCAUUAAAUGGUAUACAUUGUGGGUAGGCCACCUUGCUCUUUAGACCUCAGCCUUUAAAUUCCUGUUCCCAUCAUUCUAGCAGUUUCCCAGAGUUGGCCUGAUUUCAAAACUGUCAGUUCAGCAGUUUCUUGGAUGCUGUGAGAUCAAUUCUAUCAAAUGAAGUGUUGCUGUAAAGUUGAAUGGCAGGCUGAUUUAACUGUGUUCUACAUGGAUGGCAAGAGUGUGAGCAUCUAGUCAACACUUGGUCUCAUGGCUCCACUCUAGCCCUGACCUCUUGGUGUAACCAGGAUCCAAAAUGAGCAUAAGCAGUGAUGAGGUCAAUUUCCUGGUGUACAGAUACCUGCAGGAGUCAGGCUUCUCCCACUCAGCAUUUACCUUUGGCAUAGAGAGCCACAUAAGCCAGUCUAACAUCAACGGAGCUCUGGUGCCCCCUGCUGCCCUCAUCUCCGUCAUCCAGAAGGGCCUGCAGUAUGUGGAGGCUGAAGUCAGCAUCAAUGAGGACGGUACCCUGUUUGACGGACGGCCCAUCGAGUCUCUGUCCUUGAUUGACGCUGUGAUGCCAGAUGUGGUGCAGACGAGGCAGCAGGUUUAUAAAGAUAAGAUGGCUCAGCAGCAGGCUGCCGCCUCCAGCACCUCAGCGGCUGCAGCUCCUAAAAAUGGAGAGAACACGGCUAAUGGAGAGGAGAACGGCGCGCACAUGCUGUCCAAUCACCUUUCAGACAUGAUGGAGGUGGACAGGGUGGUGGAGAUCCCAGCCAGUAAAGCCAUGGUGCUUCGAGGCCACGAGUCUGAGGUCUUCAUCUGUGCUUGGAACCCUGUCAGUGAUCUGCUGGCCUCUGGUUCUGGAGACUCAACCGCUCGGAUCUGGAACCUGAGCGAGUGCAGCGCGGGAGGAUCCACUCAGCUGGUUCUGCGGCACUGUAUCCGGGAAGGGGGGCAGGAUGUGCCUAGUAACAAAGACGUCACCUCACUGGACUGGAAUAGUGAAGGUACACUUCUAGCCACAGGAUCCUAUGAUGGCUUUGCCCGAAUAUGGACUAAAGAUGGUAAUCUCGCCAGUACACUGGGGCAGCACAAGGGUCCUAUAUUUGCUUUAAAGUGGAACAAGAAAGGAAACUUUAUACUCAGUGCUGGUGUUGACAAGACCACAAUUAUUUGGGAUGCACACACAGGAGAAGCCAAACAGCAAUUUCCAUUCCAUUCAGCUCCAGCUCUGGAUGUGGACUGGCAAAGCAACAACACGUUUGCCUCCUGCAGCACAGACAUGUGCAUUCAUGUGUGUAAACUGGGCCAAGACCGACCAGUCAAGACAUUCCAGGGCCACACAAACGAAGUCAAUGCAAUCAAAUGGGAUCCAACAGGGAAUCUCCUGGCGUCCUGCUCUGAUGACAUGACGCUAAAGCUUUGGAGCAUGAAACAGGACACUUGUGUUCAUGACCUACAAGCCCACAGUAAGGAGAUCUACACCAUCAAAUGGAGCCCUACUGGACCUGGAACCAACAACCCCAACGCCAAUCUCAUGCUGGCUAGUGCAUCGUUCGACUCAACGGUGCGUCUGUGGGACGCAGAGCGUGGUGCCUGCAUCCACACGCUGACCAAACACCAGGAGCCCGUCUACAGUGUGGCCUUUAGCCCAGACGGACGACACCUUGCAAGUGGUUCCUUCGACAAGUGUGUCCACAUCUGGAACACGCAGAGCGGUGCUUUAGUCAACAGCUACAGAGGGACAGGAGGCAUAUUUGAAGUAUGCUGGAACUCAACUGGGGACAAAGUGGGUGCAAGUGCAUCAGAUGGCUCGGUUUGUGUAUUAGACCUAAGGAAAUGAUGCUGCCAUUGGGAAGCCAUGGACCGACUACGAAUGUGUGCAUAGCCAAAUUUAUCGACUUUCCCUGGCCUAUUAUCCACUGCUGUCCUCGUGGGAGAUCACAGACCACAGCCUGGACCAACAGUCUGUCAACCCCAUCAUAACACACAGCCUCGCAGAGUGGAACCAUGACGCUUACUACAUGAAAUCAGUGCGAUCAAGGACUGUAAUAUACAGACAUGCUUAACCCUACACACACAGCAUCCUUAGUUCCCACGAUCAUCAUUCCAGAUGCCGGAGGGUUGAGGUCCACGCUGCCGUAGUGUGCAUAUUGUACACGUUUAGCGCUCCAUGGACGGUUUUUAUAUUUCUUUAGGUGUAAUUUGCAUGAGCUAAAGAGAUGAGCUGUUCAACAUGGCUAGUAAAUGCUCGUAUGACAUUGACAAUUCAGAGUAUUGGCACUGUAUGUUUGUUUAGUGGCUCUGAGACUAUUGGAACUGUUCUUUAAAAGAAAAAUGCUCAAGGAUUUUUUUGCCAAAUUUUGAGAGAUAAUUUGAUUAUCUUUUUUUUUAAUACAGAGGAAUAACAAAGUACAGAAAGCCUAUUAAAUUACGUAGAUAUAUUUUCUAAAAUGAAUUCCCUGUGUUAUUUUGUACAACCUAUGCAACUUUAUGGUAAGACAAAACUGAACGUUCAGUGCAUGAAUGGGUGAAACGCGUUCAUUUGGUUAGUCUACGGGCUCCAUUGGUUAAGCCUGGACAUUGCUAGGUGAUAGGCCCACCCUAAAAUCGUAACGGCACAUUUACCGUUACAAAAAAGAUAGCUAGCUUUGGUUUCUUUUUUUAGGUGGAUAAGGGUGGGUAUCCCAUAAUCCUCACACCAUCCUCUUGAGAUGUGUAGAAUGGAAAGUUAAACUUGACUCUUUUAAUUUAACAUGAUCACAAAUGUUUCUGCUCCUUAGAGAAAAACCUUGUAGAUCACGCUGCAGCUUUCUCUACUCAAUUAUUCUUUCUUUAUAGCUUCAUCUGUCAUUUUCUGCUUUUCUAUUGUGGUCUACGCUCAACAUGAUCAUUCAGUCUGAUCUGUACUGCAGUGAAUUGGUAUACGUGUCACUGUAACAGCCUUGAUCUUUAUGGCUUCAUGUGAGGUGAGAAAAUAAUGCAGCAUUGAGUGACGGAAUCAUGGGACUGUUUUCAUUCAGUAAUGGCACAGAAGUGGACAACCCGUUUGAAAGUCCAAAGUCAGGUGACGGUGGUGCUGCUUUUGCUUGUGUAUCUCUCUAUUUUUGUGUUCUGUUUUGUCUUUUUGAAAAAUGACAUCAUUAUUGCUCAGUGAAGGUGAAGGUAUGGAUGUAAAUGCACAGUCUGACAUGGAUAAACUUUGUUUCCACGGGAAUUUUCUUUUAAAUGCUACUGUUCUGAAAGGAUGGAUUUUAAAGUAAACUUUCGGUUAAUGUUUUGGCUAUAUCUCAAGCCUGGUUUCUUCAGGGUGCAAUGGCACGUGGAUUAAGUGUUCAGUUUAGCUGUCACUUGUCUUUAUAAAAUACCAUUAGACGGUCAUAGUGUUUUUCAAUACACUCGUAUUAUCUACACAUACAUACUCCCAUCAAAUACAAUGAGCACUUAAAACAUUUAUAUCUUUUGGACUGAAAUAAAUUACUUUGAGUGGUAUUAAACAUUUACUUCAAACUGAACCAGACUAUCUAGAAUUUGUAGAGGACAAGGUGACUGGUUUCAACUAAUGUAACUUUGUUUUUUGUAAAAAAAAAAAAAUAAAGCCCAGAAUGCUUACAAAUGCCCUCCUCUUCCAAUGGAUAAACUUAAAUGUAUUUUUUUGCUUUUUUAACGAGACAAGAAUGUUCAAAUUAAUUUUAAUAGAAUCAAGGAGCAGCUUGUAGGCUAUUUAUCAUAUUGUCUAUGACAGUGGAAUGGUAUUUUAUAAUGUUUUAACUUGAACAGAUGACUUUUUUUACAGUGUGCAAGCCUUUGUUUCUUUUCGUUCGAAUGCAGAGCACUCUAUGGCCCUUUGAAAUUUUGUACUUUAAAAUCUUUUGUAAUUCUAUGUUGUUAUGAGCUGUAAGCAACAGCACGAUCAUGGCCAUAUCGAAACAUCUUGGACCAUUUAAGUACUUUCUCAGUGCUCCUCUCACUUAGGUAGCCUUUAACUUGCUACUGGUUUAGUUUGGUUCUUCUCCUGUUUCGCUCAUUCUCUAGCAGAAAUCAUUACUGGGAUGUUGAUUUGACUAUUGUGAUUUGAGUUCGAAUGAAAAGUUCUGAAUAAAAUAUAUUUUGAUAAUA
Triplophysa dalaica is the source of this 5651-nucleotide messenger RNA. RefSeq names its product F-box-like/WD repeat-containing protein TBL1XR1. The transcript is spliced from 16 exons. The record is from RefSeq and is a predicted model, not a curated record. Gene Ontology annotation, molecular function: protein binding; transcription corepressor activity. Lineage: Eukaryota; Metazoa; Chordata; Actinopteri; Cypriniformes; Nemacheilidae. Gene Ontology annotation, biological process: regulation of transcription by RNA polymerase II. Gene Ontology annotation, cellular component: histone deacetylase complex. Bases 1846 to 3375 code for a protein of 509 amino acids.